AUGGACCUCAAGGCUACGGCCUUGCUGAAACUGGUUUACCUGGAAAUGUUUGGACAUGAUAUGUCAUGGGCUUCCUUUCAUGUUCUCGAAGUUAUGUCCUCGCCAAAAUACCUGCAGAAACGAGUCGGAUAUUUGGGCGCUGUGCAAAGUUUCCGACCGGAUACUGAAGUUCUGAUGUUGGCUACAAAUCUCUUGAAGAAGGAUUUGAGUUCCGCGACACCGACAACAAUGUCUCUACCAAUCAUAACAUUACCGCAUGUCAUUACUCCUUCACUGGCACUAUCGGUUGUCUCAGACUUACUACCUCGAAUGACACAUUCCCAUCCAACGAUUCGCAAGAAAACUAUUGUCACACUUUAUAGAUUGGCCCUAGUCUACCCAGAAACAUUACGUCCGGCAUGGCCCAAAAUCAAAGAGCGAUUGAUGGAUGAGGGCGAAGAUCCAAGUGUUACCGCUGCAAUUGUCAAUGUAGUUUGUGAAUUGGGAUGGCGGAGACCUCAAGACUUUUUACCACUCGCCCCAAGGUUAUUCGAGCUCCUUGUUGAUAGUGGAAAUAAUUGGAUGGCCAUCAAACUCAUUAAAUUGUUCGCUACCUUGACUCCGCUUGAGCCAAGAUUGGUCAAGAAACUUUUACCACCACUUACAUCUAUCAUUCGAACCACUCCAGCAAUGUCAUUGCUAUAUGAAUGUAUAAAUGGCAUUAUAUUAGGCGGAAUUCUAGGAAGCAGUGAGGAAUCGGCAGGCGGGGAAGAGAUAGCCACUCUUUGUGUGAGCAAGCUGCGGGGUAUGAUUAUGGUUGAGGGAGACCCUAAUCUAAAAUAUGUCGCUCUACUCGCUUUCAACAAGAUUGUUGUUACUCACCCAUUUCUUGUCGCUCAACAAGAAGAUGUAAUAAUGGACUGUAUUGAUAGUCCUGAUAUCUCAAUUCGCUUACGCGCAUUAGACUUAGUUGUAGGUAUGGUCAGCAGCGACAAUCUGAUGUCGAUUGUUGGGAGAUUAAUGAGACAACUCCGAAGUUCUCCCUCAAUGCCUGCAAGUAGUUCAAAUCCUCGUCCAGCUGGACACAUUGAACCCGAAGCAGAUUCAGACGACGAGGCUCCGGAAGUUGCGAUCAGGUCUGAUAGAGGGUCAUCACAAGAUUUGUUAUUGCCUGAUGACUAUAAGGUGGAUGUCAUCACCAGAAUACUCCAAAUGUGCUCGAUAAACAAUUAUGCUAAUCUCGUCGAUUUCGACUGGUAUAUCGAUAUUUUAAUUCAACUCGUCAGGAAUGCUCCUAUCACAAAUGCGACCUCAAACCAAGAAAUGGACGAAUCCUCAGAUGACGAUAUUUCUGAAAGAAUUGGAGAUGAAUUGCGAAAUGUUGCCGUCAAGGUAAAAGCAGUUCGAUCCCAAGCGGCCAGGGCUGCUGAUUCAAUACUGAUACUAGCUUUUAACGAUACGUCGAGUCAAGUUAGCUCCGGGAACGGAGCACUCCGUCCGAUAUCAUGGAUGAUUGGAGAGUACGCUUCUUAUCUGGAGUCCCCAGAAAAUACAAUGGCAGCCUUACUGCAUAUUGCCAAGGUUUCGACGUCUGCUGAGAGUCUCAUUGUGUACCUCCAAGCAUUGCCAAAGGUUUUUGCGAUCAUAGCCGAUGACGAGCAUUCAUUGUGGACGGUUGAAAGGAAGACAAUGAUGUCACUGUUAAUGGCACGCAUUAUAAAUGCCAUUGAACCCCUUGCAAUGCACCCCGAUUUAGAGGUCCAGGAGAGGGCAGUUGAAUUUUCAGAGCUGUUAAAGUUGGCAGCGGAAGCGACAAAUGGUCAAGAGCCGUCCUCGGAAUCUGGGCAGGAAUUAAAUUCUGUUGCAGCUAGUGCGCAGAAAAAUGUUCCGUUGCCAUCUAAUUUGGAUCUUGAUCAGCCAAUCAAUCCAAAUUUGCACAACCUACUGCGCAACGUAGACACGAUAUCCUUCGAUGAGCCCGAAAACGACGAAUUCGAAGUCUAUUAUCAUCAGAAACCAGAGCCUACUUCAAUUUCAUCAAAUGAGCCUGCUAUCAAUCGUCUUGGCGGAAGUCCCGACCAACCUGCUCAGUCUUAUCAACAAGGCAGCGAAGAGUCAUAUCUAGAUCCAGAUAUCGUUGCGCGACGGAAAGCGGAAAGACUUGAAAGAAAUAGAGAUGAUCCCUUUUAUAUUGCACCGACUGACGGUAGUAUCUCUGGCACUUCAACGCCUCUUCAUAACAUUAUUCAAAACAACAAUGGACCAGAUUUAGACAUCGAUGCCAUACCAAUCAUGCAGCUAGACUUGGGCAAGACAAGUCUAAACACAUCGAAUACUAAAAAGCCCUCGAGAAAGCCUCGUCAACGAAUACAAGUGGCUGCCGAUGAAACUUUGAACCUGAGUGGAACUUCUACGCCUGCAAACGAUUCUGAGAACAGCACUGAUGGACCCGUCAAGGCGCGAAUGGCAAAAGGGAAACAAUCCCUUUUACAAGUAGACUCGAGUCAUAUCGGCCAAUUUUCCCUUGAGGGUGACAAUACUAGCGGAAUUGACUUUGAGCGGCAGCAGAAAGAGGAUGCUGAGAUGGUAAAGGCUAUGAAAGAGGUAGAAAGGCUUCGAUUGGAGAUGCAGCGAGCGAAUGAGAGAAUCCACGCUGCACAAGACGUUCCACCAGAAGGAACGGUGGUGAAGAAGAAGACGAAGAAGAAGACCAAACCAGUAGAAGGCGAAGUAGCGACAGUGGUUAAGAAAAAGAAAAAGGCCAAGAAAACUGUAGUUGACGAAGGAGAAGGCGAAGGCGAAAUUUCCAUGGCUCCAACGAUUACAGAUGUCGUAAAGCCAAAGAAGAAAAAGAAGAAGCCAAAGGUCGAAGAAGAGGUCAUGGAACAGGCGUAA
Messenger RNA from Botrytis fragariae, 2874 nucleotides. Its product is annotated as putative ap-3 complex subunit delta protein. Bases 1 to 2874 code for a protein of 957 amino acids. The record is from RefSeq and is a predicted model, not a curated record. Gene Ontology annotation, cellular component: endosome membrane; membrane coat; AP-3 adaptor complex. Lineage: Eukaryota; Fungi; Ascomycota; Leotiomycetes; Helotiales; Sclerotiniaceae. The transcript is spliced from 6 exons. Gene Ontology annotation, biological process: Golgi to vacuole transport; protein targeting to vacuole.